AUGGAAAAGGAUGUUAAACAGUAUGCUGUGGAUGUGACCCUGGACCCUGAAACGGCUUAUCCUUCUCUUAUCCUGUCUGCAGAUGGGAAACAAGUGAAAUAUAUCAGUACUAGAUCUGAUCUCCCUUCCAACCCAAAACGGUUUGAUACAAGCAUCUCUGUCUUGGGUAAACAGGGAUUCUCCUCUGGUAGAUUUUACUAUGAGGUUCAGGUCAAGGGGAAGACAGGGUGGUAUUUAGGAGUAACCAGAGAGUCCAGUAAUAGAAAAGGGUCAAUUGACGAAAACCCAGAGAAUGGUUACUGGACUAUACGGCAAAUUAACUGGAAAACGUUUCGGGCCUUAGAUGAUAGCUCUGUUCCUCUUAAGCCAUUAAAUGAGCUUGAAAGGGUUGGGGUGUUUGUGGAUUAUGAGGCAGGGUUGGUCUCCUUUUAUAAUGCAGACCACUGGGAUCUACUCUAUUCAUUCAAACAUGCGCAUUUCAAUGGCACAAUCUACCCUGUCUUUAACCCUAAUAAUCAUAACGGAGGUCCAAAUUCCUCUCCUCUGAUCAUCCACACCCCAGUGGCGUGCCAGUAUCACCACAAUAAAUAAGAAUAUCCAGUGUGCACAUUUUUAUCCAGUGUCCAGUGUGCAGGUUUUUAUCCCGUGUCCAGUGUGCAGGUUUUUAUAUGUCACUCCCAUGAAACUCCUCUCCUCUGGUCAUCCACACCCCAGUCCCUUGCCAGUAUCACGACAAUAAAUAAGAAUAUCCAGUGUCCAAUAUGCAGCUUUUUAUCCAGUGUCCAGUUUGCAGGUUUUUAUCCAGUCUCCAGGGUGCAGGUUUUCAUCUAGUGUCAAAUGUGCAGGUUUUUAUCCAGUGUCCAGUGUGCAGGUUUUUACAUGUCACUCUCAUGAAAAUAUGUGGAAAUUGAAAAACGUUCUCUUUUUGCUGUCAUAAAAAAUACAUGUAAUGGCUUUCAUUUUGUCUACAAUUAGUGAAUU
Clupea harengus (Atlantic herring) is the source of this 981-nucleotide messenger RNA. Its product is annotated as zinc-binding protein A33-like. Gene Ontology annotation, molecular function: protein binding. The transcript has 3 exons. The coding region runs from base 1 to 591 and encodes 196 amino acids. Lineage: Eukaryota; Metazoa; Chordata; Actinopteri; Clupeiformes; Clupeidae. The record is from RefSeq and is a predicted model, not a curated record.